This is a messenger RNA of Platichthys flesus (European flounder), 2000 nucleotides long. RefSeq names its product interferon gamma receptor 2 (gene ifngr2). NCBI's taxonomy places the organism in Eukaryota, Metazoa, Chordata, Actinopteri, Pleuronectiformes, Pleuronectidae. Bases 148 to 1008 code for a protein of 286 amino acids. The record is from RefSeq and is a predicted model, not a curated record. The transcript is spliced from 7 exons. Gene Ontology annotation, molecular function: protein binding.
GUAACUUCCCCUUUAGGGAAGUGUCGCAGUAAAAAAGACGUCUCUGCCAAGUUUUAGUACAACAUAUACGUUAUGUUUUCAGUGGAGACCAUAUAUAUAUCUAUGGUGGAGACAACUUUAAUUACUCAGUGAAAUGACGCAGUCGCGAUGCUUCUCAUGUUGCUCUGUAUUCAAGCCGUCGUCCAAGUUCCAGUGGUGUCUGAGGCUACGCCGGCACCACCACAAAACAUUCAUGUUGAUAAGUGGCUGCUGACAUGGACUACUGCCACUGAAGAGAGAGAUGUCACCUACACUGUUCAGUACCUUAGCUUUGACAACAUUGUGUGGAAAGAUGUACCAGCCUGCACCCAGACAUCUUUCCACUCAUGUAAUGUCACUAUCACCAGAGAUGAGAGUGAGCAUGGCUGUGUUAUGCUCCGUGUGCAGGCAGAGAGAAACAGACUGACCUCAGAACCAGUCCAAGCCUGUAGCAGAUAUGGUGACUCUUGUAGCCCUGAGGUAAGACUGGUGGCACGGCCUGGCUCACUGACUGUAAAUCUGAGUGGGAACCACAGCAUGGUUUGGGGUCAUGCAGACCAUGUAAAACACAAGGUUUACUAUGGCAAGGAAGGAGAGUCACUGCAGCAGAAGUAUGAAUAUGGUACUUCUUCAGUGACCAUCCUAAAGCUGGAGGAGGGUGAACGUUACUGUACGAAGGUGCAGUACAUUCUCUACAAUCAACCAGUUGGACUGGAAAGUUGCACCCAGUGUGAGGUCAUCCCUGUUUCAAGACACAGGCCAAAACAAACAGAUGUGAUAGUAGCUGUGGUGGUUGUCAUUUUCGUGGCCUUUCUGAUAUCCGGGAUAGUGUACGUCCUCAUCUUCCGACACCAAAGAAUCAAACAUUGGCUUCAACCUCCGUGCGAGAUCCCACAACACUUUCUGAUGCCAUUUCCAGGGCAUCAGAUUUGCAGCUACACCAACAGCAUCCGUGAAGAGCACUGUGAUAUCAUUUCUCCUAUUGAAUGAAAGCAGCCUGCCCUCCCUCUGCUCUACAUCCAUGUGUCCUCCUCAUUUUGCUGUUGUAGGGAUUAGGUUUGACCUGUUUCAGAGGCUUUCCGAAACCUACUACUGACUCCUGACUGAAUACAGUUAUACUGUAUGUAAUCUGCUUCUCCCUGAAGCAUGACUUUCUGCUGAGAUGGAUUUGGAUUCAGGAUAAAUCAACUGAAGGAUAUAAACACUAAAAUGUAUUCCUAUCUUGACAAUCAUUAGGGCCAUAACGGAUGUUGAAUUCCAGAAAAGUGGCAUUGUAGGAGUUGUAAAAUAUAAAUAGUUAUUAAAGUAGUUAUUAGUUUUAAAAAGUUAAACAAAUUGAGAAAAAUGACAUAAGGACCAUAUUUGGCUGCAUUAUUUGCACUGUUUGGAUGAAUACAUAUGCAAUUAUGAUUACUACACUAAAAAACUAAAUGUAAACUAUUCCCUGUCUACCUUCAAACCACAGUCAAAAAAAUCAGCUAUUCAAACAGAGUAGAAACCAAAGCAGACAGCAGUUACACAGAAUCAGUGUGGCUUCUGCCUAUUUGUUUGACACUAGUUUUAGGGAAGAUCAUCACUGGUGGAAAAACUUGAAUCUUAAACAUUUUUAUAUUCUUAAAUGGUGAAUUUGUUUAAUUUAAAGCAUUUACAUUUUGCCUCCAACCAGUUAAAACUGUAAUGUUGCUGUUGUCUGUCUCUAAUAGUGGCCACCACUAUAAUUUCUCUCCACCUACAUGACCAAAACUGCUAAAUGUCCUGUGCUGAUGAAUUUAGGAUGUGUCUGUUUGUUGGAUGUUGCAGGCUUUUGGACUUAGUGACUUUGAGUCAUGUCUCAAACUUAUUGCCAUUAAAUAACUAAUAUUAAGACAGCCAGCUAACAAACAAGGCUGUCCUUUCUUGAAAGUCAAUCCUAAGUCAUCUUCAUGUGUUUGUUGUACAAGUAACAAAAAAAGAUUAAACGGUCAGUAUUCCUAAUCAUGUAA